Messenger RNA from Sitodiplosis mosellana (orange wheat blossom midge), 714 nucleotides. RefSeq names its product pickpocket protein 28-like. Gene Ontology annotation, molecular function: ligand-gated sodium channel activity. The coding region runs from base 1 to 714 and encodes 237 amino acids. Gene Ontology annotation, biological process: sodium ion transmembrane transport. The transcript has 3 exons. Lineage: Eukaryota; Metazoa; Arthropoda; Insecta; Diptera; Cecidomyiidae. Gene Ontology annotation, cellular component: membrane. The record is from RefSeq and is a predicted model, not a curated record.
AUGGCUCCGGGAAUGAUGAUCACCAAAAAUAUGCCGAAUGUGUCACAUUGGAGCCUAGAAAGUGGGUAUGCAAAUGAAAUGAGUGAUGGUGAGUAUCCAAUUCGCGCGGUUGAUUCGGGAAAAAAUGCGGCGUUUGAUGUUGUUCUGACACUUUUGAAAAGAAACUUCGACUUCCAUUGCAAGGGUUUUGAUCAAGGAUUCAGAGUCAUUUUGAGUAUGCCUGGCGAAGAAUUGAAGGCCACGCUUAAUUCUUUGCGAGUUCCAAUCUCAGAAAACUCUCUUAUAACAAUCAAACCGAAAUGGAUCACCACAUCAGAUGGACUACGCAGCUAUCGGCCAAAUCAACGGCAAUGUUUCUACCAAAAUGAACGUCGACUACGGUUCUUCAAAAUGUACACACAGACCAAUUGCGAAGAGGAAUGUUUAUCGAAUUUCACGAAACUCGAAUGUGGAUGUGUAAAAUUUUCCAUGCCAAGGGAUGUUUAUACCACAAUUUGUGGCACAGCGAAUAUAAAUUGUUAUGAAACAGCCAUGCGAAAAUUAUCCACUGAUGAUAGUCCAGAAUCGUUUAGUGCUACAUGUAAUUGCAUUCCAGCGUGUACAUCAAUUGAAUAUUCCACUAGUAUCGAUCAUAUUAAAUUCGACGCAGCGGCUAUAAAUAAGAUCCCUGGCUAUAAAUCGAAUGAUUCGGAGUAUGAAUCAUAUUUGAAUUAA